AGCGCACGGCCCUCGUUGAGGAAGUCAGAGGGCAACACAACGGCGCCUAGACCACGACGACGACGACGACCACGUUCCUGCCCGUGUCCUCGCUCCCUGGACUGCGAUGCCCCCGCAACGAGUGUUCGCCCUGCCGAGGCAGCAGUCUCUGCUCCUGCCCGCGGUCAUCAACCCCUUUGUGCAGGACACAAAACUAACCAAAGCCGCUCUAACGAAAUGUGUCCUCCUGGGGAUCUUCCUGGUCCCGCUCCGCGCCGUCCUGAUAGCCCUGGUUCUCAUGGUGACUUGGCUGGUGGCUGUCAUAAUAACCUUCAAGCAUCCUCUGAAAGGAGCCGUGGAGCCGAUGACGGGCUGGAGACGGUUCAUGUGUCGGAGGAUGAUGGCUGCCUUGGGGAGGGCUUACUUUUUCUGCAUGGGCUUCAGAGUGGUGGUCAAGGGCAAGCAGGUCAGCAGCAGCGAGGCCCCCAUCCUGGCUGUAGCCCCCCACUCCACCUUUUUUGAUGGGAUUGUGUGCAUUGUUGCAGGCCUGCCCUCCACCGUCUCCCGCGUCGAGAACCUGGCUACGCCCAUCUUUGGCAGGUUUGUGCGCUGUCUCCAGCCAGUGCUGGUGUCCAGAAAGGACCCAGACUCACGGAAGAAUACGAUCCAGGAGAUUGAAUCCAGAGCCAAGUCAGGAGGCCGCUGGCCACAGGUUCUGAUAUUUCCAGAGGGAACAUGUACAAAUCGCUCAUGUCUCAUCACUUUCAAACAAGGUGCCUUUAUCCCAGGAGUCCCUGUGCAGCCUGUGCUGUUGAGGUAUCCCAGCAAACUGGAUACAGUGACCUGGACUUGGCAGGGUUUCCACUCGAAGACACUGCUGCUUCUAACGCUGUGCCAGUUGUACACCACAGUGGAGAUAGAGUUCCUGCCGCCGCAUAUCCCUACAGAAGAGGAGAAGAAAAGCCCGGCCCUGUUUGCCAGCAGAGUGCGGGAAAGUAUGGCCCAUGCUUUGGGAGUUCCAGUAACCGACCACACGUAUGAGGACUGCCGCCUGAUGAUCUCAGCUGGCGAACUAACACUGCCCAUGGAGGCCGGCCUGGUUGAGUUCACUAAAAUUAGCCGCAAACUCCAUCUGAAGUGGGACAAUGUGAAAAAAGAGCUGGAGGGCUUUGCAGCCAUGGCCAGCUCCUGUAAGGGAGGACGGAUCACCAUUGCAGAGUUUGCCGGAUUCCUGAAGCUACCUGUCAGCCCGGCCCUUGAGGAGCUGUUUGAACUGUUUGACAGGAACGGAGAUGGCACCAUAGACUUCAGAGAGUACGUUAUCGGUGUGACCAUCUUGUGUCGACCAGCCAACACUGAAGAUGUUCUUCAGAUGGCUUUCCAGCUCUUUGACACAGACGAGGAUGAGAAAAUCACCCGAGAGGAAUUUACUGCUCUGCUGCGCUCCGCUCUGGGUGUGUCAGAUCUAAACAUGACCAAGCUCUUCAAGGAGAUUGAUGCUGACGGCUCUGGCUUCAUCACCUUCAGUGAAUUUCAAGCCUUCGCCAUGACCCACCCGGAGUACGCCAAGCUCUUCACCACCUACCUGGAAUUUCAGAGAUAUCAAGCAAUCCAGGAGGCGAGUUCAAGUGAUCUGGAACUGGCUUGUCAGAACAGUUCAUGGGACGAACAGGAAGACAGCUCCUCUGACAAGAAAGAUGACUGAGACAUGCGACCACCGUAAACCCUGCUUGACUGCACUGAGAGACACAAAACUGUAUUCAAUGCACUGAGAAGGAAAAGGCAGUGUCCUGCAACUUCUAGCAAAUUCCUGUCGUCUGCUACAGCAGAGCCAUAUUAUAGGUCAUGUGCUUGCCUUUGUAUAAACGUGGUUUUUAGAGGGCUUCUAUUCCCAAUUUUAGUGCCUUAUAGAGAUUUUAAAGAACAGCUCCCCAAGUCACCGCCCAACAAACGUCUUAUUGCAGACAAUUUCCACCUGUAAAGUUUUGUGUGUGCGUGCGCUUUGGUUAUGUAUCCAUUAGAAAAAGAAAAAGAAAAAAGAAAAACAAAUGAAAAGCUAGUCACGUGGCAAGAAUAUGUCAGAAAAGCCGUCAGUGUUUUAGUUAAAUGUCUGAACCCUGCAGGCUUUGGAGUUCUUAUGUUAGUGACAGUGAUUUAUGAUAUUCUUAAAUAUUUUCUCCAGAUAACCGUAAACUGCCUCACCGUGUUCUUGACUGGGAUAAACAUUUCAUUGAGCCUAGAUUUGCUUGGAUCUUAGAUGAACACAGCUUUGUCUCCCUUCUCCUCCUGUCUUUGUGUUCCUCUGUAAAUGAUUGGCGAAAUUGCCAGACCAACACCUUUUUAAAUAUAAGCAAAGAGUCCUUGUGCUUCUGUGUUGCCGUAUAAUUAGUGUACUGUAAGCUGUAUCAAGAUCUCUCCAAUCUGGCAACGUGCAGAUGUUCUGUAUUGAAGUUAUAUCUACCAGAGCACACAUGCUGUGUAUUACACUUUUUUCCAGCGCUCAGGGACACAGACCUUGUAAGGCGGCUGUAUAAUUAGCCAGAGGUUUGCUUUGCAUGUGUAUCUAUUUGCAUUUCUACUGAAGAUUGUUGUGCUGAGGCAGCAGCACAUCUACGCAGCUUUAAGUUUACUAAAGCAAAUCAACCAUUGAAAAUAGGGCAAUUUGUGAGCAAAAAGGCAACAGUGCUUCUUCACCACAGCAUAUUCCAGUGGGGUAGGCUUUCAGAUUAAUUAGCAGCACUGUUAUUUAUUUAGCAGGGUGGAUUGCAAUUAUGUGAUUCUUUUUUUUUUCUCUUUUUUGUUAACUCUGCAAAGUUUGCUUUUUGAAA
This is a messenger RNA of Xiphias gladius (swordfish), 2807 nucleotides long. It is a transcript of the gene lpcat2, whose product is annotated as lysophosphatidylcholine acyltransferase 2. Lineage: Eukaryota; Metazoa; Chordata; Actinopteri; Istiophoriformes; Xiphiidae. The record is from RefSeq and is a predicted model, not a curated record. Gene Ontology annotation, molecular function: calcium ion binding; 1-acylglycerophosphocholine O-acyltransferase activity. The coding region runs from base 107 to 1684 and encodes 525 amino acids. Gene Ontology annotation, cellular component: endoplasmic reticulum. The transcript has 14 exons.